Messenger RNA from Poecile atricapillus (Black-capped chickadee), 1437 nucleotides. RefSeq names its product UDP-glucuronosyltransferase 1A1-like. The record is from RefSeq and is a predicted model, not a curated record. NCBI's taxonomy places the organism in Eukaryota, Metazoa, Chordata, Aves, Passeriformes, Paridae. Gene Ontology annotation, molecular function: UDP-glycosyltransferase activity. The transcript has a single exon. Bases 478 to 1437 code for a protein of 319 amino acids.
GUCUGUCAGUCUUCAGUGGCAGCGAUGGAAAAGAGUCCUUGCAGUGCUCCCUUGAUAGGCACAGUCCUCCCAUGAGGGAUCAGCAGUGUUUCUGCUCCAUCCAUUCCAUGGGUGCAUUUCAUUCCCGGAUUUUCCCUGCAUUUUGUCAUCGGACCUUGGGCAUGGUGGGCUGGCGGCAGGAAGUGCCACAAAGCUGGGGUCCUGCUGAGGGAAGAAGGUGGCAUUGAGCCAAUAACCUUCACUUGGCGUGUGUGAUGGUGACACACCUUUCCUGACUCACCCAAAGCCACCUUUGAAAUUCAAACCUGCCCUGAGUCUUUCCUAAUAAUUUAUUGAUAUCGGUGACCUUGUUGCUAAGGUCUGUGGACCCGAAAUGGGAGGUGAGACAAAGGGGAAGAGGUGGAGCACGGCUAGAGGCACUGGCAAAGCAGCCCUGGCCUCUCCGGUGCGAGGGCUCCUCUCUGCACAGCCCACACCAUGCUGGUGGCACUGCUUCUCCCCUUCCUGUGCCUCCUGAGCCCGGCUGCUGCUGGGAAGCUGCUGGUGAUCCCCAUGGAGGGCAGCCACUGGCUCAGCAUGAAAAAAGUGCUGCUCGAGCUGAGCAAGAGAGGGCAUGAAAUCGUGGUCAUUGCACCGGACAACACACUCCUGAUUGAUUCCUCGUUUGUCUACGAACUGAAAACCUACCCUAUGCCACUGAUGAAGGAGGUUGUAGAAGAACACAUUCGCUCCUUUACUUCAAAAUCUUUCAGCCAAGAGCCUUUCCUGGUGAGAUUCUGGAAGCUUUUGGCAGAGUAUCGGCAGAGCGGUGCCAUCUUUCAUGCUUCCUGCAAGUCCUUGCUGUACAACCAAGAGCUGAUGCAGUACAUCAGAGACAGUCACUUUGAUGCCCUGCUCACGGAUCCCGUGUCACCUUGUGGGCAGAUCAUUGCCCUGCACUUCUCCAUCCCCAGUGUUUUCUUCCUGCGGCUGGUUCCGUGUGCCUUCGAGGUUCGCGCCGCUCAGGGCCCAGACCCACCAUCCUACGUGCCACGCAUGUUCUCGGGAAACACCGACCACAUGACCUUCUCCGAGAGGGUGAAGAACUUCCUGAUUGCCCUUUCCGAGUCCUUCAUCUGCAACAUUGCCUACUCUCCGUUUGAAGAGCUGGCCUCAGAGUUCCUCCAAAAGCCAAUGACAAUGACAGAGCUUUUAAGUCAUGGAUCCAUCUGGCUGAGGAGGAUCGACUUUGUCUUUGAGUAUCCCAUGCCUGUCAUGCCCAACAUGGUUUUCAUUGGAGGCAUCCACUGUGGAGAGAAGAAGAAGCUGUUAUCUCAGGUCAGUGGCUGGCUGGGAGAGCUUGUGGCAGUCACACCUCUGCCUGAUCCAAGUGAGGUGUUUGAUAAGGAUGUAUCUUCUCUCUCCCGGAGGGAGACUAUUCACAAGAGCCUGAAGUGA